Molecule: messenger RNA, 349 nt
Organism: Cuscuta europaea
Lineage: Eukaryota; Viridiplantae; Streptophyta; Magnoliopsida; Solanales; Convolvulaceae
Source: the annotation of a GenBank genome assembly
GUGAAAUUCAAUUUGGCAACUAUUCGAUCAUCUCUGCAGCUCAACAAACUCAACGCCAAUCCGUUCGGUCAGCUCUGCAACUCAAAUUUGCGAGUAUACUGGCUGUUGAUCAACCUGAUGCACAACCUGUUGUACAUGAUCCCACAUUUUCUGUUGCACAAACUGUUGUAGUUGAAAUUCCAUUUUCAUCAAAUCAAUCUCCUGGUCAAAUUCAUUCUUCCUUCAACAACAGUAUUGAAGAACAUUACAUCCAUGUUAACAAUGAAGUCAAUGUUAUAGACACUUCCCAAAGUCAUAUGACCAAUACAGAUGUGCUCUCUUGUAGUCCUACCCCAAAAGUUAGCUCUAG